Messenger RNA from Meloidogyne enterolobii, 2318 nucleotides. The record is from the annotation of a GenBank genome assembly. NCBI's taxonomy places the organism in Eukaryota, Metazoa, Nematoda, Chromadorea, Rhabditida, Meloidogynidae.
UCUGCCUUCUUUCAAUAGCUGAAACCGUAAUCCUUUGUCUACUUUGUCUGGGUCGUAUUAGAUUCAAGAAUGUAUUUGCAACUCUUAUUCCUAAUCGCAUUCCAUUUAUUACCAUCAUAAAAUAAAUUUUUCCCUUCCAAUAAAUUACACAAACUCCAAUCAAGAGCGCAAUUCCUGCAAUGACUGCAAUUAUCAUUUUUAUUGUUGAUUUUAUUCCAAACGGGUCCUCCCAAAAUGUUUUUCCCUUUUCUAAGAUUUCGGUUGAUUUUGAAACAAUAACAUUUCCUUGGUCAAUUACUGUUUGGAUUGCUUUAUUUCCAUGGGCGAGAAUGGCUUUAACGGUUCCCCGGGUUGAAUUAUUUUCUUCCAAAAAUUCAUCCUCAGUCAUUUUCUCCUCCGGAAAAAUCAGCUCUGGUCGAUUCAAUCUUUUUGUAAGGUCCUGGAAAUUCUGAUCCAGUCUGGUUUGGUCUGACUCAAAUAUACUUCCCAAAUUAAAUAUCAGUGGGUUUUGUCUAUUUAUCCGUGGGCUACUUUGGAAUGUGUGCAUUAUUUUCAAUUCUUCUAUUUUAGUAUUAUUUAAAUCUUCCGCUGCGCCUAUUUUAUUUUUCUUCAAACAAUUUAUUUUAGUCCCUUCAGUCAUUAAAUCUCUACUCCCUGUUUUCAAAAAGUAUCUUUUCUCCCCCACUAUUACUGGCGUCUCCUUAUAACACUCUCUCCCAAUUGUUCUAUUCCACUCUACCACCUCUGCCUUUACUUGCUUGCACUUAUUUAUCUGCCAGCGAAUCUGACCCGUGGGUGUGUUUAAAAGGGCUGCUGUAAUGUCAUCUCUGUUGUACAGCGACCGAGCAGCUUGCUCUGGCAUUUCCCUUGCUAAAGCUCGCGCAAUCAUCAAUUGACUAUUCCUAUUGUGGCAGUCUGAAAUCCAUUUUUCCCGUGCCUCUAAAACUCUUUUCUGCUCAUUUUUCCAUUCCAAAUAGUUGAGCCUAGAAUUUGCGUGACUUUCUCCUUUGGGGUCCAGCCAGGGUUUUUCUGUCACUUCUCUUUUCAUUACCAGUGUGGUUGUGGUUCUUUCUGUCGUCUCUACCAAUUUCUCACUCACUGGCCUAAUCUCUACACUUUUACUUGUACUUUUUGGUUUUGGGGUUGUAGGUUUUAUUCUUACAUUUCCUUUCAAAUGCAUUUGAUUAAUUGGGGGUUUUAUCGUGGUUCUCAUUUCAAUUGUACUCUCCCUUACUCGAGUUGUGGGAAUCGUGGUCCUUGACGUGAUCCUCGGUGCCUCUGUUAUUUUCUGUGUAUACCAAAAUCUCGCAGUUGUUCCAGCUGUCGUUGUUGAGAUGGGCCUCCUUGUCGAGGUUAUCAUGGGUCUCCUGGUCGACGUAGUCGUCGACCUUCUGGUAGAUGUCGUGGUUGGUCUCAUCGUUGUGCUUCUAAUCGUUAUGGGUAUGGGUCUUGUCCGGGUACUGGGAGGGGUAAUUGGAAAGCUUCUAGUUGUGGCUUCACGAGUCAUUGUCAAAGGAGGCGGUGUGACUUUCCAGAUAUUCGUCGAACUUAUUGCUCUCGUCGUGCUUGUCCAAGUUUGGGUAGUAGUGGGUUGAAUGGUCGUCUCCACAACUCUAGGUCGUGGGGUCGUUUCAAAUAAUUUUCUAUUUUUUUUCAAAAAUCCGCCCGUUGAUUGUCUUUUCACUCUGGUAUUAUUUUCCUCCUUUUCUUUAAUUAUUUCUAUAUAUACGUCAUUUUCCAUUCUAAUACAAUUUUCUGGCAAACCGUAUAGAUUUUCAGGCAGCGUCGCGUUUUUGUGAUAAAUAAAUGAGUACUGCGUUUCAUCUACAACUAUAGCCUUUGGACUCCACACUUCGACAUUUACAGGGCCUAUUUUAAAAUGAGUGUUCCAGUAAGUGGGGUCUGGGAUUCUCCACAUCAAAAUUUCUUCAAAAUCUAGAUUUUUACUCCAUCCCUCUGUCUCGUCCUCAAUUCUACUGAUUAUAAACUCAUCUCCCCAAUUAGACACCAAUUUUCUCCCUUCUAAUAUUGCAGCCGAACCUUCCUCCAACGUAACUCCUGUCACAUUUUUACACCUAGUCCCAAAAAUAGAGUAUUCCUUUUCCCAAUCUGUAUAUGUCUGCCACGUAUUUUCCCCUCUUCUUUGUAACAACUGGUGGUCCCACGUAUCCCAACAUUCAUCCUUCGAAAUUUCUGAAAAAUAUAUAUUCGCGUCCUUUUCUUUCCGAUAAAUUCCAAAAUAAGAUUCCGUGCACAUGCGGAUAUUCCACCUAUGGCAUCUGAAAAUCGCAAAUUUCUUCGGCAAUCUGAUUGGCACA